This is a messenger RNA of Oppia nitens, 895 nucleotides long. RefSeq names its product calcyphosin-like protein. The record is from RefSeq and is a predicted model, not a curated record. NCBI's taxonomy places the organism in Eukaryota, Metazoa, Arthropoda, Arachnida, Sarcoptiformes, Oppiidae. The transcript has 5 exons. Bases 208 to 846 code for a protein of 212 amino acids. Gene Ontology annotation, molecular function: calcium ion binding.
CGAGAAUAAAACUAGUAUUGGGUUUGGGUUUGGCUCUACUAUUGCUCUCAAAUAGCAUUAUAUUCUGAUAUCAUAUAAGCAAACGUAUUAUAUUUACAUUCAAUAUUGUAUCUCAUCUUUAGCUGCAUUGCGACAACUUUGACGACACUAAGACAUACUAAGACAUCGCUUGUUAUUUUAACGUUAAAGUAAAGUACUAUUAAAGUUAUGCCGAGACCAGUGACCGCACAGUCCCGUAAUGAGAUGCGAAUGCAGGAAAAGGCCGGACGACAGGCAAACGUCACUAAAGAUCCGAUCGAGAAAUUGAGACUCCGGUGCCUUCAAAGAGGUGCCACUGGUAUACUAGGGCUCGGAAAGACUUUUCGGAUAAUGGAUGACAACCAAAACGGUGAUCUAUCACUUGAAGAAUUUACUAAUGGUGUCAAAGAUAUUGGUUUGGAUGUUAGCGACGAUGAAAUUGUUGAUAUGUUUAAACAGUUUGAUAGGGAUGGCAACGGAACCAUUAAAUAUGAUGAGUUCUUAAAAGCUGUUAGACCACCAAUGAAUAAGACUCGACUUAAUUUAAUAGAUAUGGCAUUCAAAAAGUUGGACAAAACAGGUGAUGGAGUCGUAACGUUAGAUGAUUUGAAAGGUGUCUAUAAUAGCAGAAGUCAUCCCGAUUAUCAAAACGGACAGCAAACAGAAAAAGAACUUCUGGAGGGAUUCAUCAAGAAGUUUGAAGAGGGAGGUUAUAUUGAUGGACAGUUAACAAAAGAAGAAUUCAUAGACUACUACUCAGGAGUUAGCGCUUCAAUAGAUGAAGACAUCUAUUUUGAUCUAAUGAUGAGACAGAGUUGGAAACUGUGAUCUCAUUUAUUAUAAUACUGUACAUCAAUAAUACCAUUCAUUUAUUAUA